Habropoda laboriosa is the source of this 1614-nucleotide messenger RNA. It is a transcript of the gene Rassf, whose product is annotated as ras association domain-containing protein 4. Bases 1 to 1614 code for a protein of 537 amino acids. The record is from RefSeq and is a predicted model, not a curated record. NCBI's taxonomy places the organism in Eukaryota, Metazoa, Arthropoda, Insecta, Hymenoptera, Apidae. The transcript is spliced from 9 exons. Gene Ontology annotation, biological process: signal transduction.
AUGUGGAAGUGCCAUAAAUGUGGAAAGCCACAUAAAGGUGUACCAUAUUGUCAUGUACCAUGUUAUGGAGCUCUUUUUGGACCACAGUUAUUUGGUCAUGGAACAAGGGUUGAAUCACAUACAAGCUUUGGAAAAAAAGAAGCUAGGCCAUCAUUACCUAGAUCACACUUAGAAUCAAAAUUGAAAGUUUUCAAUCAGUAUUAUGAAGGAAAAAGUGGUGGAAUAAGAAGUCGCGAGGUUAAUGGAAGAUUAAUUUUGGAAGGAGCGCUUCGAAUUUAUUGGGGUGUUCGGGGUGUAAUUCACUUAAAAGAAGACGAUGAUCAACGUACAGUAGUGACGGCCCGAAACAGAAAUUCAUGCAGGCGUAGUGUUACCGAUAGCAUAGAAGAUGAGGUAAAAGAGGAUAAUACAGUAAAGGAAACAUGUGAACAAGAUGUAGAAGCUGAAGCAAAAUCAAUUCCAACAUCUCCUGAUCAUCUUAAGAGUCUCACUUUACCAAUGAAACUAGAUGUUAAGACCAUGGAAUGGGAUGAAUUGGACGAGCUUCUUCAGGUUGAACGUAAAGUUGAAGAUGGAAAUAAACUAUACCAAACAAUGCCUGAAAAUCUGCCAUCAAUAAGUUCGCAAUCCAGUACCGAUACGCUGCCGCUUUCUUCUCAAUCCAGUCUUGACAGAUCUGAUUCUCGUGAAAAUUCAGAAACUAGUAGUCCUAAUCAUCAAACCAAUCGUGGCAACGAUAGCAGUGUAACUAGUACACCAACACACAGUAUAGGCAGCUCCUCUAGCACUGACACACCUAUUUAUCAUGGUACACCAAAUCGAAAUGGAACACUUCGAAGAGUGGAAUAUUUCGAUAGUUUGGAGAAAAAUAUGUCUAGCAGUAGAACCAUUAGCACCGAUGACAGUUGGAUAGAGAAAGGCUUAAAUCGAUCAAUGUCCGGACCUGACUGUCUCCAAAGACAUCGAACUGAUAGCGACACAGAUUCUGUAAAUUCUCUACAGUUCCGAGAAGACGACAACAUGACAAUGUCUACCGAUAGUGGAUUAGAGCUGGAUGGUGUAGUUCUACGACGAAAACAAGGGUCCACUGCAAUUAGACGUCGUCCUGGUGGUCGACGACAAUCACGUAGUCGAUUGCGGCGUCGUUGUUCGAUUAACGGACACUUUUAUAAUCGUGAAACUAGUUUUUUCACACCUCCGCAUGGAUCUCAGAUGUCCGUUUGGAUAACAAGCUUGGUAAAUACUCAAGAAGUUAUCAAUCUCAUGUUGGACAAGUAUAAAGUUGAUGCUAAGUCGGACAAUUUUGCGUUGUUUGUCGUUCGUGAUAAUGGCGAGCAAAGAAGAUUAAGAGAUGAUGAAUAUCCAUUAGAAGUUCGAGUAGUAUUGGGUCCGCACGAGAACAUUGCGCGACUCUUUUUAGUGGAUAAACUAUCGACACCGGAGAUUAGCUCUGACGUUGCGCAAUUCCUUAAUCUUUCUUUGGUAGAAUGUCACGGUAUUUUGCAGCGUUAUCAUUAUGAGGAGGAGCGCCAGAUUCUUCUGUUGAAAGAAAAAUAUAAGGAGAUGCGACGAAGAAUACGGCAAAGAAUGGAAGAGUUAAAGGUUCGACUGUAG